AUGAGAGCUGGUGCUAUGGUUUCACUCAAGUUGAUGUUCGUAAUGGCGUUAUUAAUUGUAAUAACAUCGUAUGUGGUUCUUUCUAAAUACAUGUACAUCUCGCCAAGCAUGCUCAGCGAUACAUCUGGCAACAACGAACAGUAUAAUCCAGCAAUCAAUAUUUCUUCAUCUAAAAACAUCCCACCAUUCAAUCAGCAUUCAAGCAUCCUGUCACAUUUAUUGACAGGGCACUGGAAAACACGACCUCUUACGAAAAAGGAAGACGAACAAAUAUCGAAAUUUCUUUCUGACACAAAUGCCCGAUACCGGUUCCCUACGAAUUAUCAAAGGACUGACGGUCUCUGUGGAAAUGUUACCCACAUCAAAUCUAAAGCUGCUGAGUGGAUAAGGGCCUUGUGUGAUCCGAAAGGAACAACUCCUUGCUGCUUCAACAACAAAUGUGCUUUGAAGUCUGUGGAGGAAUGCGUGUGUCCUGAUUGUUAUGAUAUGAGGAACCAGAAACAUGCUGAAUAUUCCACCUGGAUACCAUCAGACACGAAAUACGUCUACAAGGAACACAGCCCCCAAGAAGCUUGUAGCAUCCUCAACGGUAGCACGAUUCUGUUUGUUGGGGAUUCUCUUGUUCGUCAUGUGUACACAGCUAUGCUGCUUAUUGUCACAGGAAAUAUGAAAGAUGGAGCUAUGAAGGAUGAUGUACCACAGAAUAUUAGAAACACGUGUACCGGAAUGUACAUGUUCACAGAAAAAGUAUGUCGACUGCAUCUGAAGUUUGGGCUUCGUGCUUGCAAUGGCACAGUUAACCUGGAACUUAAAUACUUCUUCUAUGCCAGUUAUGGCCCACAGUUGAAACAAAGUGUUGAGAAAUUAAAUAGCAAGUCAUUACUUUUUACUGGCAUCGGUAUUCACAGUCAUUAUGAGCAUAAAGUCAUUCAAAAGAAGUUUUUGUUACCAACACUCAAGUACAUAGAGAACAAUACGAUACCUUGGCCAAAAGUUAUGUGGGCAGCUAGUCAUGCCCCUGGUACCAUGAAGUCCCCGAUGGUGUCGUCCCAGUCUUAUGGCAGUGUGAAACGCUUCAAUGACAACAUGGAUCCUUUCCUCAGAUCUUGGAAAAUUCCUGUUUUCAAUACCUUUACCAUGACCGAUGGAAUGGCGAGUUUUGAUGGUGAGCACUACGGACUUGGGAUGAAUGUAGUGAAAGCAAAUCUACUUCUGAGUUACCUAAAUGAAUUGAAAAAUAGGGGAUUGUGGUGA
Messenger RNA from Haliotis rufescens (red abalone), 1254 nucleotides. RefSeq lists its product as uncharacterized. The transcript has 3 exons. Bases 1 to 1254 code for a protein of 417 amino acids. The record is from RefSeq and is a predicted model, not a curated record. NCBI's taxonomy places the organism in Eukaryota, Metazoa, Mollusca, Gastropoda, Lepetellida, Haliotidae.